Molecule: messenger RNA, 432 nt
Organism: Helobdella robusta
Lineage: Eukaryota; Metazoa; Annelida; Clitellata; Rhynchobdellida; Glossiphoniidae
Exons: 2
Coding region: 1-432 (143 amino acids)
Source: RefSeq, a predicted model, not a curated record
AUGGCAAAAAACGAAAAAAAUACGCAAGAAAAUAUGCUAGAGUGGACUGGACCCCAGAGGAACAACAGUGCCGACACUGACAGUGCAAACAGACAUCUGAAACUCAUAUUCGCCCUUGUCAUCUUCAUCGUAAUCUCCGGAUUGGUCGACCAUGGAAUCCAUCUGGCCUUCAAAACCAGCUAUGGGACCUACUGGGACUUGUUGCCCAUGGCCGUGGCCAGCACCUUGGUCUACAUUUAUGGCUUUAGGAGUUAUCGUUUGAAUGAUUUGAUUUUAGAAUGCGUCUGUCUGGCUAUUCUGAUAACCGCUUACGUCAAGACUGAACCCGUUUCAGCCGAACAUUUGAGAGUUUUUGCUAGAGUGGCCGCCCAGCUUACUGUUAAGUUCAUCCUGUAUGAUUUCAUUGACAACACUCUGCUGUCUAGUUGGUAA